This is a messenger RNA of Lotus japonicus, 1272 nucleotides long. RefSeq names its product eukaryotic translation initiation factor 3 subunit F. Gene Ontology annotation, cellular component: eukaryotic translation initiation factor 3 complex, eIF3m. Gene Ontology annotation, molecular function: translation initiation factor activity; metallopeptidase activity; translation initiation factor binding. Bases 130 to 996 code for a protein of 288 amino acids. The transcript is spliced from 6 exons. Gene Ontology annotation, biological process: translational initiation. Lineage: Eukaryota; Viridiplantae; Streptophyta; Magnoliopsida; Fabales; Fabaceae. The record is from RefSeq and is a predicted model, not a curated record.
AGCCCAGUUACAAACCGAAACAGAGACUAAACAACUGAAACCCUAGAAAAUCGAUCACAGUUCUUCCUCAAGUUCCAUCCUUCUCUCCACACGUCGUGUUUGGUGCAGUGCUGAAUCGGAGCUCCAAACAUGGCGGCAAGCGAUCGCACAGUGUUGCAAUUCUCUUCAUCUUCUUCCUCCUCUCAGAGCUUGUCCGCUAGGGUUCACCCUCUCGUUAUCUUCAACAUCUGUGACUGCUUCGUUCGACGCCCUGACCAAGCUGAGCGCGUCAUCGGAACCCUACUUGGUUCCAUCCUCCCCGAUGGAACCGUCGAUAUCCGCAAUUCCUACGCCGUUCCUCACAACGAGUCUAUUGACCAGGUAGCUUUGGAUAUAGAGUACCAACAUAAUAUGCUAGUAGCCCACCAGAAAGUGAAUCCAAAGGAAGUCAUAGUUGGAUGGUAUUCAACUGGCCUUGGAGUAACCGGUCAUAGUGUAUUAAUCCAUGAAUUUUUUUCUCGAGAAGUUACCAAUCCCAUACAUUUGACUGUUGACACUGAAUUUGCUAAUGGAGUGGGUACCAUAAAAGCAUAUGUGUCAAACAAUUUAUCCCUUGGAGACAGGCAAAUUGCUGCACAGUUUCAAGAAAUUCCAUUAGAUCUUCGUAUGGUUGAAGCUGAGCGAAUUGGAUUUGACACCCUGAAGGCAACCACAGUUGAAAAAAUUCCCUCUGAUUUAGAAGGCAUGGAAGCAUCAAUGGAGCAUCUACUAGCCUUGAUUGAUGACAUAUACAAAUAUGUUGACGAUGUUGUGGAAGGGCGUAUUGCACCUGACAACAACAUUGGAAAAUUUAUAUCAGAUGCUGUAGGCUCCCUUCCCAAAUCGCCCCCAGCUGUUUUUGACAAGCUUGUGAAUGACAGCUUGCAGGAUCACUUGCUCUCUCUAUAUUUAUCUAGCAUCACAAGAACACAGCUUAGCUUGGCUGAAAAAUUGAACACAGCUGCUCAAAUUCUGUGAUUCUUCUUCUGUCUGUGAGCAGAGGCAAUUUUUUCUGAUGGAAGUUUCCUUUCUCGUCAUGUUUUCUAGAAAUGUGGAAUAUCAGCAUUUUAUACUUUUGCUUUACUUAACGUUUCAUAUUUUGUACUUGGCAUUGCAUAGGGAGUUUUGUUCUAUCUUCUCUAAGAUAUCAGAGUAGCGUUAACUUGUCAUGUAUUCUGUUAUUAUAUUUGAAAGAACAUGAGCAAAAUCUUUUCCUCAUUCACCUAUUUAUUUCAGUGCUUGAAUCCAUGUUAA